Saccostrea echinata is the source of this 1703-nucleotide messenger RNA. Its product is annotated as pyrroline-5-carboxylate reductase 2-like. Lineage: Eukaryota; Metazoa; Mollusca; Bivalvia; Ostreida; Ostreidae. The record is from RefSeq and is a predicted model, not a curated record. Gene Ontology annotation, biological process: L-proline biosynthetic process. Gene Ontology annotation, molecular function: pyrroline-5-carboxylate reductase activity. The coding region runs from base 64 to 993 and encodes 309 amino acids. The transcript has 6 exons.
GAGAGGUCGUUACAGUUGAUUGCACGUUGCAUCCUACAACGUGUGUCCAAAUAAAACCUUAUUAUGGCUCGAACAGAAGAUCAGAGAUUCACAGUCAGUGAGAGCAUGACCAUAGGAUUUAUAGGGGCUGGCCGAAUGGCACAGGCCAUGAGUCGUGGCUUUAUAUCCAAAGGUAUACUAAAACCUCACAAAAUAAUAGCCAGUGAUGCAGUUCCUCAAAUGUUAGAUUGUAUCAGGGAACAAGGAGUAAGAACGACCAGAAGUAACCUGGAGAUUGUAGAAAACAGUGACCUGGUCAUCAUAGCAGUCAAACCUCACAUCGUAACCCCGGUAUUACAGGAAGUGUCGUGUAAAGUCACAAGAGAAAAACUCUUCCUCUCAAUAGCAGCGGGGGUCACACUAGAAACAUUAGAAAGGAAUCUUCCAUCCCAGACUAGAGUUGUAAGAGCUAUGCCAAACACUCCAGCCCUUGUCCAGAGUGGGGCCACAGUUAUUGCUCCAGGGUCCUCUGUCCUCCCUGGGGACAAGGAACUUAUUCAGGGACUGUUCAGAACCAUUGGAAUUUGUGAGGCUGGAUCUGAGAGUCAGCUGGAUGCAGUCACAGGACUUAGUGGGAGUGGACCCGCCUAUGGAUUUUUGGCAAUAGAAUCUCUUGCAGAUGGUGGAGUCAAGAUGGGACUCCCCCGAGACCUAGCACAAAAAUUGGCAGCUCAAACAUUACUGGGUGCAGCUAAAAUGGUGCUGGAAUCAGGGAAGCAUCCAGGACAACUCAAGGAUGAAGUCUGUUCACCAGGGGGCACCACGAUAGCAGCGAUACACAGACUAGAGGAAAAGGGUUUCCGCUCCGCAUUAAUUAGUGCUGUGGAAACAGCCACAAACAAAGCUAAAGAAAUGGGAGCUAUAGAAAGUCAGAAACAGCAAGAGACUGUGUUAUUAAGGGAACCAUCAAGUGAACAAACUAGCAACGUUCAGCAAGCUAGCUCAUCUCAGUAAUAGUGUGAUCUCAACUAAUAGUCCUCUCCAAUCUGUUUCAUGUCCUCGCACAGGAAUAUUAAGUCUGGGAGAAUGCUGCAUGUAAUGUAGGCAAGAUAACAAAGGAUGCUUGUGUGUUAAUGGUCCAGUUAGAGAAUUAUUUUGAGCAUGUGGAAAAACUAUUGAUAACAUGAAGAUUGAUAGGUGAUGUCUAUUUGCCAUAUUGCAUAAUACUACUUAAUUAUUAUACACUUGAUUAAUGCCCCUGCAGAAAAAAGGAAAUAUUAUGACUAUGCUUUUUUUCCCACGGGUAUUUUUAUGAAUUUUCUAGUAAUACAUGAUUUAUCCUAGAAUGGUGUGUCUUUAUAAUUAAAAUAUUGCCAUGAUUACUGACAGUUGGAAACACAGCUAGGUAACUUUGUUAAGUUUUUCACAUUUAGUAAAAGAUCUGGGCCUUUCAAGGUACAAAUCUGCAAUCCGUGUCUUCAGUUUGUUAUAGAUAGAUCAUAAUUAGCAACACAUGUUCACCGUGUGAUUAUUAUUUAAAAAAGAUUUUAAUAUUGUAUUGAUGGUUGUGAAUUCUUUCAGAUAAAUUUCAUUGUCUCUUGAUCAUCAAAUAAGUUGCCAUAUAUACAUUUACCUGCUUUUAGCACUUAAUUAAUUUAUGAUGUGGACUACACAAGAAAAAUCUAUUUACAAAUGAAAUAAAGUAAAAUUUCUUUGUGCAUUAU